Messenger RNA from Syngnathus acus (greater pipefish), 4781 nucleotides. It is a transcript of the gene kank1a, whose product is annotated as KN motif and ankyrin repeat domains 1a. The transcript has 13 exons. Bases 418 to 4035 code for a protein of 1205 amino acids. The record is from RefSeq and is a predicted model, not a curated record. Gene Ontology annotation, biological process: negative regulation of actin filament polymerization. NCBI's taxonomy places the organism in Eukaryota, Metazoa, Chordata, Actinopteri, Syngnathiformes, Syngnathidae. Gene Ontology annotation, molecular function: protein binding. Gene Ontology annotation, cellular component: cytoplasm; cytoskeleton.
UCCUCCACAAGUUGCGGCUCACUCGCACACAAGCCAAGUGGACAAGUACAAAGAGGAGACUGAGCGUCGCACACGGGGCUUGCAUGCGCUUCGGGAGAGUUUUGAAAGUGGAUUUUGCGUGGUUUUAACGCAUUAUUGGAUCCGUGGAGCCUGUAUUCACGCUUACGAGACUGAGGGGGGAAUCGCCGGUGUCAGGCAGCCUGCGCGAGGACACCUUGCAUCGGGUUUCAGUUUCCACUGAGCGAGAGGAAGGGCUGAUCCCCAAGGCAACGCCGUCCACGGCUCGCCUGACCCCUCACGUCCUGAAGCACAGGUUGCACGGUGUCCCGGACUUAAUGCGUGGCCUUAGCACGACACCGGCACGUGUUGAUGUUGACGGAGCCGGUGGUGCACUGAGUGUGCUGAACGGCGGCAACCAUGGCUGAAACGGUGCACAUGAACGGCAACGCGUCAGCACGAGGCCAAGGAUGUCCAAGCACCAGUAACGACAAGGACUGCGUGGCUCCGUACUCGGUGGAGACGCCGUACGGUUUUCAGCUAGACUUGGAUUUUCUCAAAUAUGUCGACGACAUCGAGAGAGGCAACACCAUCAAGAAAGUGAGCGUCCAGAGGAAGCCCAAAGGGGCCAAGCCGGGGCCGCCGGUGGCGCCGCCGCGUUCCAGCACCGGGACCGAAUGGACGUCCACCGACUCGCUUUCGUCCUCCAACAGCGACGACAAGCAGUCGCCGGUCUUCGUCAACCCCAAGGUCCAGCUGACCCUGCAAAAGGCGACUUACGAAGCCGUACCUCAACAGGUCUUUUCGGGCGUUGCUGAAGCCAAGCUGGUCCUGCCGCCGCCCUCGCCCAGGUUCACGCCGCGCCACAACCCCCACGUGGAGAAAACCCUCAUGGAGACCCGGCUUCGCCUGGAGCAGGAGCGGCUGUUGAUGGAGCCGCCGCCGCCCCGCCGCCGUCUGGCCAGCUUCGGCGGAACGGGCUCAAACAGCUCGCUCUCGUCUUACUCCGGCUCCGUAGUCGCCAGCCAGAUCUCCCCCGGCGCCCCGCAGCCUUUCAACGGUCACCUCCACAACGGAGACCACAACGUUUACUACCCGUCGUCCGUGGGCGGCUCCAUCCGCCACAGUCCCCUGAGCUCCGGUAUGGCCACGCCGGUGACCAACGUCAGCCCGCUGCACCUUCAGCAGAUCCGCGAGCAGAUGGUGGUCGCCCUGCGGCGGCUGAAGGAGUUGGAGGAGCAGGUGAAGACCAUCCCCAUCUUGCAGGUGAAGAUCGCCGUUCUUCAGGAGGAGAAGAGACAGUUGGCCGCCCAGUCGAAGGGUCCCGGCGGUUUUCGCAAGCGCUCCUACAGCGUGGGCAGCGCCGACCAAAUGGAGAACCCGAGCCCCGUCCAAAAAGAGACGGUGCUGCACAUCGUCGAGUCCGAAGCCCAGCAGCAGAACGCUCAGCAGCUCGAGGAGUUCAGGCGUCUGGCUGCUGAGGUCCAAGCUCUUGAGAAGACCACCCUUGACAAUAGUGAAUUUGAAAGCCAGGCGCGGGACCACAAUCUGAACCAGACCCUUCAUAAGUCCGUCGGUGUAGUCACCGACGAAAACAUGAACAACCUCCAACAAUUUCAGCGGAGGGAACUGCCCAGAGAGCGCGAAAACCGGGACGUGGCCGUCGCGACGGACCCCCGGGACACCCGCAGCGCUUCAGUGGGCGUCACCGAGACCAUGCUGGGCCUGUCCAGCGAGACGGAGAAGGAGAUGGAGCUCCAGCAGCAGACUAUCGAGGCGCUGAAAGACAAGAUCUACCGCUUGGAGGUGCAGCUGAAAGAAACCACUCACCAGAUGGAGAUGACUAAACUCAAGCUGGAGCUCCAGGCGGCUGGUGGGUCCAACAAAAAGAAGGCAGACAAGGGCUUGAUGAUCAGGCCCGAGACCUACAACAUCGCCGUGGAGGCCAAAGUCCCCGUGCACAGUCGGGGUGUCGGUGACUAUCUUAUCUCGGAAGCUCGGACCUUGUCCGUUGGAGUGUCAUGUCACCCAAGCGUUUGUAGCAUUAGCGUAGGACCGGACCAUGGUUUGGAUGUAAAGGACGCAUACCAGCAGGUAAACAUCUGCGAGGCCGAGUCGCUCAAGGAGUUUCGAUCGGUCGCCAGCGGGAAUUGCUCCGUGGAUGUCCACGUGGACCCAGUGUGCACAAAGGUGUCCCGAGGAACCGACCCGGAUCUCGCAGAAAAAGUGGACUCCUGCGUCACGGCGGCCCCAGAAUCCACCACGCAAGGGACCAACACCGAGACGGAAUUGGUCAGCAGGUCCACCAACACCAAGACGCCGGCGCUGACCGACUCCUUCACCAAUACGGCCGCCACUGGAACUCGGACGGUCGCUGCCGGCGAGGGGCUCAUCAAAGACGUACUCUUGACCGCAAAGCUUCGCUCGGUGGCCGUAGGGACAGAGUCACUCUUGGGCCAAUCCUGCGCCGCCAAAACCAAAGAAUCUGGGGUGGGAUCCGUCAGCAUUCACGAGAACUUCCUACUCGGUUUGAAAACUCGUAACAUGGCGUGUGGACCGUCGCAACUCCCCGAAGCCGUCGCCAAGGCCACCGGCGACACGGCCAACACCCAAGGGGGUGCCGGCCUGGACCACUACAUCGAGAAGGUCCAGAUGCUGCUGCGGGAGCAACAAAUGCUGCUGGCGGAGAACUACAGCGAGUUGGCCGAGGCUUUCGGUCAGCCCCAGUCCCAGUUUGGAUCCAUCAACAGCCAGCUGGUCAACACGCUCUCCUCCAUCAACUCGGCUAUGAAAAGCGCCAGUUCCGAGGACCUCCUGGCGGCCGCCGCCCGCUCAGAGGGUGCGCCCAAGACUCACGUCGACAAAGUCAGCAAGAUGGAAAGUGCCAGUCACCAGCAGCUGAGCGCAGCUGAGCAGAAGAGCCGCAUGGACCUGCAAAUGUCCACAGCACUACAUGGUGAGUCUUGCAGUGCCAACGCGCUCAAGUCCAUCAUGAAGAAAAAAGACAGCCGAGGGGACUCCAACGGCGCCAAGAAGAACCUGCAGUUUGUCGGCGUCAACGGAGGCUAUGAGACUACGUCCAGCGACGACUCCAGCUCGGAGGACAGCAGCUCCUCUGGAUCUGAGGACGAGGAAAAUGAGAUUGAAGAUAAGCAAGGCGACGACGUCUUGGAGGAGAAGACGGAAGAAGGAAGUUCGGAUGAGCUGGAGACGAGAGAAAGAUAUGAGCUCAGCGAGAAGAUGUUGGCAGCGUGCAACAUCCUGAAAGUUCACCUCGGCGAGAACGACGACGACGUGAGCAGUAAAGACCUGAGGGCGAGCAUCAACACGGUACAACACGAAUGGUUCCGCGUGUCCAGCCAGAAGGCGGCGUCGGCGUCUGCCGUUUCAGACUACCUGACGGCGUUCGCCGCCGUCUCGCCGGACGUGCUGCGCCACGUUGUCAACAUGGCCGACGGCAACGGCAACACGGCGCUGCACUACAGCGUGUCGCACUCGAACUUCCCCGUCGUCAAGAAGCUGUUGGACGCCGACGUGUGCAACGUGAACCAGCAGAACAAAGCGGGCUACACGCCCAUCAUGUUGGCGGCGCUGGCGGCCGUGGAGACGCCCGCAGACAUGCACAUUGUGGAGGAGCUCUUUGGAAAGGGCGACGUCAACGCACGCGCCAGUCAGGCGGGCCAGACGGGCCUGAUGCUGGCGGUGAGCCACGGCCGCAUGGACAUGGUCCGAGCGCUGCUGGCCCACGGCGCCGACGUCAACCUGCAGGACGACGAGGGCUCCACAGCGCUCAUGUGCGCCAGUGAGCACGGACACGCCGAUAUCGUCAAGCUUCUCCUGGCGCAGCCCGGUACCGACGCCACGCUCAGCGACAGCGACGAGAGUAACGCCCUGUCCAUCGCUCUGGACGCCGGACACAAGGACAUCGCCGUCCUGCUUUAUGCACAUGUCAACUUCUCCAAACCGCAGUCGCCUGGAACCCCUCGACUGGGUCGCAAGAUGUCUCCGAGCCCGACUCGCAGGGGCCCCUUCGAUUAGCUGCUCAGAGGCUAACGUUAGUGCAUCUUUAGCUAAUCCGCUGAUCUAAGGCUACUUUUGGUGUGGAAUGGCUACUUUUAGCCACUCUGAAGCUAUUGUUAGCUGCAUAGCGGCUAAUGUUAACAACUUUCAAGCUAUGGUUCGAAACUCCAAGUCUGAAGGGAAUGACCAUAGCUCCAAGUUGCUGCUCUGAAGCUUAUAUCAUUGGUUUCGAGGCUACUGUUAGCAACUUGCAGGCUAGCGUUUAUACUCUACUGCCUUAUUAGAGCUGGAGGACUUUUUUUUUUUUUUUUUCCCCCAGCCUUCUCCAACACUUCUAUUGUGAAUGUAACCAGCUGGUGCCUCUGAUAACUUUUGUUGUCCCUCAUGGAUACAAAAAAGGCCAUAUUUUUUUUCUUCUUUCUUUUUUGAAAUGAAAAUCAGCCCCCAAUAUAUUUUUCUCACUGUCUCUUAUGGUGGUCCGGUGUACAUAGUGCUGAUCUCCGGUCUGACAUCAGCGACAUUUCUACCAAUCCUUUGUAUCUAUUUAAAAAGACCACAGUAUUUUUCAAUACGAGCGCGUAUAAAUAUCGCAUGAAGUCAUAUAUUUAUCAAAGUAUAUUUUCUAAAGCACAUCUGCUGUGUGUUUGUACAAACUGUACGUUCGUCUAGUAUCGUCGUUUCCGCUUUCUCUGUUGACAUUAGCGUCAUUUUGCACAAUGUCAUCACCUAACAAUAAACAUCAAUUAAAGUGCACGCAGCUCUUU